Microdochium trichocladiopsis is the source of this 1500-nucleotide messenger RNA. RefSeq names its product cytochrome P450. Gene Ontology annotation, molecular function: monooxygenase activity; heme binding; iron ion binding. Bases 1 to 1500 code for a protein of 499 amino acids. NCBI's taxonomy places the organism in Eukaryota, Fungi, Ascomycota, Sordariomycetes, Xylariales, Microdochiaceae. The transcript is spliced from 5 exons. The record is from RefSeq and is a predicted model, not a curated record.
AUGGUGUCUUCAUCGAAGGAUUUCUUAGAGUAUGGCUUCAAUCUGGUCAGCGAGAUGUCGGUUUCCGAUGGCAUAGAGGCGGCUUUAUGUGUAUUGGCACUGUGGUUUGUCAGCCAAAGCUUCUACUCUGUCACAUUCCACCCCCUUUCUGCCUUACCAGGUCCGUGGCUCUGCGCCAUUACGCGCAUUCCAUACUGGAUUCAGCUUUUUCGGGGCAAUGAAGUACAUUGGCUGCAUGACUUGCACAACCGUUACGGUACUGUCUUGCGAUUCGGCCCAGAUGACUUAAGCUACAUCUCCAGUGGCGCUUGGAAGGAGAUAUACGGUAACCGGUUAGAGCUUUCCAAAGCGCCGGAUUAUGGCAUUCAACCAGCAAACGCUAUUCGAAGUCUCAGCACCACCGAUGUUGAUACCCACCGUCUAUGGCGACGAAUGUUUGCACCCGCAUUUUCCGAAGUGGGAUUACGCAAACAGCAGCCAAUAUUCAAAGAACAGGUUGAACUCACAAGCAUAUUCAGUUUCGCAACAUUUGACAUCAUGGCCGAUUUGUGUUUUGGACAGCCACUGGGGCUACUGGAAAGGGAUCGAUCUAGCGCCUGGGUCAACUCAAUCUUCAAACUGAUCAAGCUAAUGCCGCUCUCUCUGUUCGUGGAGUACUACAAUGUUUCACGUUUUUUAUACAGGAAGUUUGAGCCAAAGUGCAUCCAGAAGAAAAAACAUGAACACUUCCAACAUUCAGCUCAAAGGGUACACGAAAGGGUCAAGACAGGAUCAACUCGGCCGGACAUCUGGAAGCAGGUUUCUCCAGCAGGACCUACUGAAAAGCUCAGUCUCAAUGCGAUGUGUUCCAACGCCGAGCUUUUCAUGCUAGCUGGGACAGAAACUAUCGCAACCCUUCUAAGUGGCUUGAUCUACCACCUUUGUCUACGUCCGGAGAAACUCGAGCUACUCAAAAAUGAGAUACGAGCGAGCUUUGAUACCGUAUCCGAUCUAUCCUUCAGGCGUCUCAGUCAGUGCGCAUACCUGAAUGCUUGUAUCAAGGAAGGCCUGCGCAUCUACCCCCCAGUUGCGGUGGGUGUACCCAGGGUCGUCCGAGAGGGUGGUAUGCUGAUCGACAACUGUUGGGUACCCGAAGGAACUCGGUUGUCCGUCGCACAAUAUGCAGCCUAUCACUCCGAAAAGAAUUUCAGGGACGCGAACGCUUUUAUUCCUGAGCGAUGGCUGCCUCGUAGCGCCCAGAACAAAACUGACGUGGAUUUCCACGCGGAUCCCAGUCCAGAUGUGUUCCAUCCUUUCUCGUACGGUUCUCGAGACUGUUUGGGCCGGAACUUAGCAUUGCAUGAGAUACGAUUGAUCAUGGGGGCAUUACUUGUCAAAUUCGAUUUCGAGCUAUGCGAGGACAGCCAUGGGUGGGAGAAACAACUGAAUUUCUUGAUGUGGGUUAAGGGGCCCUUAUUCUGUCGUGUCUCGCCAGCGCCCCCCAAAAUUAAAGAAGAAUAA